UUUAAGCCAUUGUAAGAAUUAUUUAACACUGAAUUUUAGUAGGUUAUAAACAGGACGUUUUCAGAAGCAGUAUUUAGUGUUUCAUUGUGAAUUACUCCUUUAUACAGAGGUCAUAAGGAUUUUUAUCUUGAAAACAAGUGUAACGAUAUUUUAAACUAUCAUUAGUGGUGACUUCCACUUACAUAAUAUUCAUUUUAUUGUCAAUUGCUAGUUUCUCCAGGAUCAAGGGAUCACAAAGGACUGUUUACAACAAACUGUCGGAAUGAAUAUCUGUUGAAAUUUGCGUUCUUGGAAACAUAUAUACAAACAUAAAAUAUUAUGAGUUCCGAAGCAAAGGAUCUGAGUUUAAUUUCAGAGUUGAUCUCAAAAGAUUUACAGCUUGCCCCAUAUGAUGCAUGGAGUACGUCAUUAUGUAAAACAAGAACAAAAAUUGAAGACUUAAUUUUGUUAUUUUCACUUUAUCGUUCGGGAAUAGCAGAGGUUCACAGAGCCGGAAGUAUAGCAGAGGGUACAACAGUUGAGGCAAGUGACUCAGAUAUGAUGUUUCAGUGGAGAGGAAUAGAAAUUCUUAAGUCUGAGAAUGCCUGUGUAAAUGUGAGAAAGGACAUCAUUUAUUUUGUAUCCGAUUCAAGUAAAUGCAAUCCGGGUUACGUCAGACUAAAGCCAAGUGAGCAUAGCAAAUCCAUGUACCACUCCAAACUACAAACGGAUCUGAGUGAUUAUUUACAGCCAAUGUCGGACGGGUCUUACUUGUCCAGUGAAUGGUUUCGAUAUCUUAUGGUAAGCUUAACGCCAGAAGAAGAUAAGUAUCCAAAUUAUCCCUUUAAGACCAUUCAACAUGGGCCAUGCUCGAUGUAUAACUACGAAUAUUUGUAUCGCGAGAUUGAUAGUAAGCAAGCGGUUAUAACAGAAUACGACACAGCCUAUGCAUUGACGUACAGAGGCUGGCCAGAAGAAGCAAUCGAAUGGAAAACAAGAGACAGGAAAUUUGACUGGCCUACGCCUACAUUAAUCAGUAAAAUAUCUGAAUUAGGUUGCCAUGCUGUUCCGGUCGGUGAUUCCAGUUCUGCGACAUGCUCACUAGAAUGGCGACAGUCGUUUCUGUUAUGCGAGAAGGAACUUAUCUGGAACUUCAACGAUACGCAGAUACAGUGCUAUGUGAUCAUGAAGAGACUAAUUAAGAAAUAUAUUGAUCCGUUCGCGCCCGAUCAAAUAAGCUCAUACAACCUGAAGACUGUGAUAUUUUGGGUGUCCGAAGAACUUGGAUUAAACGCAUGGACUCCGGCAAAACUGCUUCAUUGUCUGAAGGGUUGCUUAGCACGUUUGUCUCACUGUAUUGAAUGUAGAAAUCUGCCUCACUAUUUCGUUAGAAAAGCAAACCUUUUCAGAAAUCGUUUUCUGUCGCCUGAUGACAAAAUAAUUGCAAUAGAGAAGCUCAGAAACGUCACAGACAAUAUAGUCAUUUCGACAAUGGAGGCAGGUCUACCUCCUAAUUCAAAAAUAUGUAAACUAUGGAAUGAUAGUAACAAAAACCUACAUAUGUUUCUGUCAGAAGGAGUCAAAAUACGCGAACUUUCAGAAAAACAUAUGGCCACUUUACUACUUACGCGAAAGAUAGAACUACAUCGUGCAGAGUUUCUAGUAAUGAAAAGAUACACGUCAAAUUUUCUCACAGAUCAAAUUGUUGGUGUAACCCUUCCGUUUUUAAAUGGAAAACACCUUGAGGUUGAUGAAACAGUUGCCGCACGCGCAAGGAAUUACUUGCACAUUCGACGAGGGUUAGAACACCUUCAAAAAACUAAGCAGUCGGAUGACGAGAGGAAAAAGGGUGAACUUCAAAGAAUUGCUCUGUAUGAAAUAGAAAACGGUUCAAAACUAGAUAUGUUGUCUGGACAACUAUAUCUUGCAACAUACUAUAUGAGCGUUCUUAAUUUACCAAAAUGCAUUUCUGUUAUUGAAGAGUGUCUAGCAAAGCUUCCAAGUAAGAUGUUUUACACAGGGUAUUGUUCUUCCAAUCCGUUCAUGGAAAUUGAAAAUGGGAAACUUUUAAAGAGUACUGCGUUUGAUAUUCCACCUGACAAGUUAAAUGCUUUAGAAACGACAUUUGAUAUGCUUUUUGCAAGAGAAGAUUAUGCAGUAGUACCAUCAUCUUUAGUAUUUGCAUGCGCACUUCUUCCACAGUACGGAGAAAAGUAUGUGGCCAUUCAUCCCUUUGUCUAUGCUUAUCAUCUGUUACAUUUGGCAAAAGUUAUGUGGGAAGGGCCAAGUUCACGGACAAAAGAAAUUCUGGACUACUUAGAGGAUCUCGUGCUGGAGUUUUGCGACACACCACACCUUUUCAAUGCUCUAAAUGUCAUUGGCUUUUCAGAAUUUCUAGUCGGAAAAAAUGUGGAAGCGUUUGGGCAUUUUGCUUCGUCUUUGCAAUUAUCAGCAACUAUGCCGAAGGUUAAGAAUGGUGCCGCCUGGUGGAUGGCCAUAUUUUUUCAUGCUUUGCAGUCCCCUUCUACGGAGACCUUUAGCGAGGCUGAAAUGGAAAAGAUAAACAGAUUUCGAUAAACUUCGAAUAAAUUUAGCAUUGAAAUAGGGACAUGAAUCAAUAAUUUCUGUCACAACACAGCCAUAUGUAGUUUAUAGCAUCGUUGAAAAAUAAAAUACCUCCAAGAAUUUGCAAAAUAUGUUUAACACCUUUGUCAAUUUUCAAUUUAAUGCACACUCGUAAUCAGUUCAAAUUGUUGUUGACAGUUCUCACGUGAAAGUGUAAUUUCUUUCAUUCGAAUGCACAUUUGGUACUUUAAAAUUGCACGCGAAGCGUUAUAAGUCACAUAAUUUUGGCAGCUUAAUAUUUGCUCUCGUAAAAAGAUCCAUUUUAAAUAUUCUAAUCAUGUGUGUAUUGAAAUAAUAUACUAUUUUGAGCAUGUAAUUCGUUUUACUGCAACUAAGUUAUAUAUAUGUGUGUAUGUUGUCCUUUUACAUUGAACGCAGUAGUAAAAUUCAAAGCUGUCUAUACUAGGAAGCAAGUUUUAAUGUUCUAGAGACAGUUGUUUAAAAAAAGAAACGUUUUUCAUUCGUAUAAAAGUUAUUUAGUACGCUUAAUGCAUAGCUAUCCUAGUAUUUCUCGAUUAAUUCUAUAAUCAUAUCAUUGGAAGAGAAGCACAUGAAAGUAAAAGUAUUUUACAUCUUGUAACAAUAAUUUGUAUACCUUUGUUUCGUUAUUUAGUAAUUCUAUAAUAUUUAAGCGUCCUUCAGGAAGUUGCAUUUUCCAGCCGCCGCUACGCUAUGUGUUUAUCUGGAAAACAAACAAAAAUGAUGCCAGACGACCUUCGUUUGUAUGGAGUUUACCUUUUUUAAAGUGUUUAAACAGAGACAGUUUUUAGACCAUAAAAUAAUUGGGAAAAGACAUUCUACAGAUACUAUACAUUUUGAUUUCAAUAGCCUUCCCUACCAUUGAUAUCCAAUGUACUGAUACAUAUAUAUUCUCUCACCAGACGCACAAAAGACAAAAAAAUUCUCAGAAUACACAAAUUAUACAGGACAAUACUUUCUUAAUUACAACAUUAAAAUGUGAUCACGCAUAUAGAAAUGUUGUCAUUCAAAAUGAAAUAAAUCACAUUUAUUAUAUACCUAUAUAAAUUCUGUAAAAAAGUCGGCUUGUUUUUCACACUUAAAUAUGAACAGGCAGAGAAAAUCCAUAUUAUACUUUUUAAAUUCCGUCUUGAACGUUUUUUAUUAUAUGCUGCCGAGCUACUUUCCUUUAAAUGCAUGACCUGACACAGUUCUAUAAAUUACGAACAUAAAAUCUUCACUGAGUUCUAUUUCAAUACCGAUAAACAUUAAAGAUUUCGUUCAAAAAUCUGUAAAAAGAUCCUUUGGAAUGAAAGCAACAUAAUAAAAAGUGGUAGAGGUAUAUGAUAAAAGGGUCAUUAUAACUAUAGCUCGAUCAGGGAUUUGUAUUUGGCUCUCGUGGAAUUUACGCGCUUCGUAAGAUCCGAUCUGGCAAAAGUCCACUCGAGCCGAAUACAACAUCUUAGAUCUAGCUACUGUUAUAACAACCCUAUUAUAUUGGCAAUGUGAAUAUACAAUAUUUCGUGGUGAUAUUACUUGUUUUGAAAAGGGUUGUUUAGUUCUGCUAUACACUUUGCUAAAAUACUAGCAAUAAAUGAAAUCGCUGUGAUUUAAAGUAUUCUAACACGUGUCAAACAAAGAAGGAUGAUAACAGUGAAUUAUUAUACAACAAUUCAUAUACCUGUCGUCACAAUUAUAACGUCAUAACGUCAAACAGCAUAGCGGCGCGCUGGAAAAGAAACCAAUUGAAAACGGGCAAAUAUUUAAUGAAUGUCGUCAAGGACGUACUUUAAAAUCCUUGGUAACGUGUUAGAAUCGAAAUAAUACAUCUCAUUUAGUGAUUUACUUUUGAAUAAAAUCCUUGUUUGUCGUUCAGAUGCGUAAUAUUAUAUCACUCGGGCCGCGUUCACGACGAAAUAUUCGCGAAUACUGAUCUAGACCUCGAAUAAGGAGACUACCAUGAUAUUUCUACAAAAAGCCAAGGCAAAAAUGUCCAACUCCACAGUAGAUGCCGCUAUAUUUUUGAACGCGAUUUCCAAAGGAAGUUUUGACUACAGAAUUGGUGCAGUUUUAAGACAGAACGUCAGAUGUACGUCUUGUCUUUAAAACAUUUAUUGUUUAUAGUUGUGAUAAUUAUAUUACCCGACCAUAUCCAAAGAGUGCCAUUAUUUUGAAAUGAAAUUCUUUGCAUAUACCAUAACUCAGUUACGUAUUAUGUAUAGCAGACGUGCAGAACAGCAGGCAUUUUUUUUUAUAAAUUGUGCAUAAUUACAUGACGUUUAGCAAUGUCACUAUCUAUGAUUCAACACAAUAGUACAUUACGAAAUGGAUUACCUAUCUUUGUAUAUAUCUUCUAUAAUAGUUGAUCAAAUGCAAUAAAAAUAUGAAGACAACGUGUUGUUCUUUAUUAUGUCCUGACAUACAAGUUUUCUAAAAGAAAAAAAAGGAGGCUGAUUUUUAGUCUCCAAAUAGUUUAAUAGUAAAUCUUUUAACCUUGUGGGUAUAUUAAAAAAGAGAGACAUUGAUAUUUAUGGGUAAUCUGAACAUUGGCUUUUUCAACAUAAUUUAUAUUUCUUGGAUAGCAUAGCCAGUGAUUAUGCGCCCCCACCCCCCCCCCCCCCUCCCCCUAGGAAGAUGGAGGGGUAUAUUGUUUUUGCAGAUGUCGGUUGGUCGGCCGGUCGGUCGGUCGGAAUGUAGACCAAUCCGUUUCCGGAUGAUAACUCAAGAACGCUUGGGUUGGUCAUCACCAGUAGAUGACCCCUAUUGAUUUUGAGAUCUGUAUGUCAAAGGUCAAGUUCACAGUGACCCUGAAUAAUAAAACGGUUUCCGGAUGAUAACUCAAGAACACUUGGGCCUAGGAUCAUGAAAGUCGAUAGAGAGGUUGGUUGUGACCAACAGAUGAUCCCUAUUGAUUUUGAGGUCAGUAUGUUAAAGGUCAAGGUCACAUUGGUCCUGAACAGUAAAACGGUUUCCGGAUGAUAACUCAAGAUCGGUUAGGCAGGCCUAGGGUCACGAAAGUUGAUAGAGAGGUUGGUCAUGACGAGCAGAUGACCUCUAUUGAUUUUGAGGUCAGUAUGUCAAAGGUUAAGGUCACAGUGACCAGGAACAGUAAAAUGGUUUCCAGGCAAUAACUCAAGAACGGUUGGGCCAAGUUUCAGGAAAAUUUAUAGCUAGGUUGGCCAUGACCAACAGAUGACCCCUAUUGAUUUUGAGAUCAUUAGGUCAAAGGUCAAGGUCACAUUGACCAGGAACAGUUAAACGGUUUCUGAUGUUCUUGUCCAAAACCAUAGGGCCUAGGGCUUUGAUAUUUGGUAUGUAGCAAAUUCUAGAGGUCCUCUACCAAGAUUGUUCAGAUUAUUUCCCUGGGGUCAAAUAUGGCCCCAUCCCGGGGGUCACAUGGUUAAUAUAGACUUAUAUAGGGAAAAAUCUCUUGUCCAAAACCACAGGGCCUAGAACUUUGAUAUUUUGUAUAUGACAUCAUCUAGUGGUCCUCUACUAACAUUGUUCAAAUUAUUCCCCUAGGGUCAAAUAUGGCCCCGCCCUGGGGGUCACAUGGUUUACAUAGACUUAUAUAGGGAAAAGCUUUGAAAAUCUUCUUGUCCGAACCACAAAGACUAUGGCUUUGAUAUUUUGUAAAGUAGCAUCAUUUAGUGGUUCUCUACCAAGUUUGUUCAAAUUAUCCCUCUAGGAUCAAAUAUGGCCCCGCCCCAGGGGUCACAUGGUUCAUAUAGACUUAUAUAGGGAAAAACUUAGAAUCUUCAUGUCCAUAACUUACAUCAUUCAAAUUUGGACCACAUGUAUAGCUUUGAGUGGCAAGAUGAACCUUGACAUGAGUUGACCUUGAUCUUGACCUAGUGACCUAUUUUCACAUUUCUGUAGCUACAGCCUUCAAAUUUGGACCACAUGCAUAGGUUUGUGUACCGAAAAAAACUUUGACCUUGUUAUUGACCUAGUGACCUACUUUCACAUUUUCGAAGGUACAGGCUUCAAAUUUGGACCACAUGCAUAGUUUUUUGUUCCAAAAUUAAAUUUGACCUUGAUUUUGACCUAGUGACCUACUUUCACAUUGCUCAAGCUACAGCCUUCAAAUUUGAACCAUAAGCAUCGUUUUGUGUACUGAAAUGCACUUUGAUCUUCAGAUUGACCUAGUGACCUACUUUCACAUUUCUUAAGGUACAGGCUUCAAAUUUGGACCGCUUGCAUAGUUUUGUGUUUUGAAAUAAAAUUUGACCUUGAUUUUGACCUAGUGACCUACUUUCACAUUUCUCAAGCUACAGCACUCAAAUUUGAACCACAUGCAUAGUUUUGUGUACCAACAUGAACUUUGAUCUUGAGAUUGACCUAGUGUACCUACUUUCACAUUUCUGAAGCUACAGGCUUCAGAUUUGGACCGCAUGCAUAUUUUUGUGUUCUCAAUUGAAAUUUGACAUUGAUUUUAACCUGUUACCUACUUUCACAUUUCUCAAGCUACAGCCUCAAAAUUUGAAGCACGUGCAUAGUUCUAUCUACCGAAAUGAACUCUGACCUUGAAAUUGAUCUAGUGACCUGCUUUCACAUUUCUCAAGUCACAGCUUUCUAAUUUGGACCACGUACACAUUGUUUUGUACCGAAAUAAAAUUUGACCUUGAUUUUGACCUUGAGCUAGUCUUGAAAUUUGGAACAUUUAAAAAUGGCUCAGUGGAUGGCACCAAGAUCACUCUGUAAUCUCUUGUUAGGUUAAUAGGUUAAAGGUCAAGGUCAGAUUAAACCAGAAUUGUAGAACUUUUGUUUACAGUGAGCAUAUAAUUUCUGUUCCUUGUGCAAUUACUGAAUGCAUCAAGGUGGGGGGGGGGGGGGGGGCAUUUCGUGUUCGACGAGCUCUCGUUAUAAUUAUUAUGCAGUCCGUGACUUAGGUUUAACCAUUUUUAAAGCCCUGCUCCGCGGCUAUUAAAAUUCUUGAAGGUAAUAAGAACGCUAAACGUUUAUUUAGACGUGUGCAUAGAAACUGCGUUGAAAAGUACUUAGCUUUGUUAAACAAUUGUAUCUUCUUAUAGAAGAGUAAAAUACAGCUCAUAUAGAAUGUAUUAAUCGGUUAACAUUUUUUUGACUUGUUCAUUUUUCUACUGGAGUUUAUUUGUCCAAAACCUCUAUACAAGUUAUAAAUAUACACCUUUGGUAGCUGUCUAACGUUUUCGAUUUCGUCGUAACUUAGGCUGACAUACAGUGGUGUUAAAUGAGAAAUGCAUCAACUCCUUUUGUAAUAUUUUUUCUCAAAACACCGUUUAUUCAUAGCGUUCAACUUUUGAUUUUGUUUAUAUUCGAUUUUCACUUUAUUCAACUCAUGAAUGCUAAAUUAAAUGCUUUUUAUUUGAAAUAAUUGUGUAAAUAAUUGUUCUUUUGUAUGCAUAUUGUUGUCCAGAUGUUGUUCAUGUAUAUACGUUACGCUUUCCAUUACUGGAAGAAAUAAAGAAAUCUAUCUGUC
Molecule: messenger RNA, 8023 nt
Organism: Mercenaria mercenaria
Lineage: Eukaryota; Metazoa; Mollusca; Bivalvia; Venerida; Veneridae
Exons: 2
Coding region: 319-2556 (745 amino acids)
Source: RefSeq, a predicted model, not a curated record